AUGAAUCUUUUUGAAACUAUUGCCAAUCGUGAUCAUUUAUUUCCAUGCAUCAAUAAGGUUAAUUUAGAAGAAGGAACAGUUAUCAUCAAAUACAAAGAAAGAUAUUCUAUAAAUCGAAAUUUAUGGAUGGUAGAAAUCCAAUUUGGAGACAAAAAAGCUAAGGGUUUGGUCAAAUUCACCCAAGAAUAUUCUGGAGAAGCACAUGGAAAAUGUUUUGAACUAGGUUUAGCACUCAAAUUAUGGGCAGUCAAUAGCCUUCAACUAGGCUGGAAGAUUGUUAUCAUGGAAUACCUGGAAGAAUAUAAAACACUACAUGCUCUUGAUUCAAGAAUAUUUCCUCAAACAGAAAAUGCUGUUAGAAAUGCUGUAAAAUUACUUCAUGACUCUGAUUAUGUACAUGGAAAUUUUCGUGAUGAGAACAUCAUGGCUAAAUAUGAAAAUGGAGAAGUUGAUAUUAAAAUUGUGGACUUUGAUUUGGCAGGAAGGGAGGGGAGGGCAAAAUAUCCUGAAAGUUUAAAUCCUACUAUUAAUUGGCAUCUGGAUGUUGGUUGGCAUAAGUUCAUCAAAAAAGAACAUGAUAAACAUUUAAUUGAUUAUAUUUAUCACAAUAUAACAUAUGAACCCUCAAAAAAGCGACAGUGUCUCUCAGAAUGGAUGAAUUAG
Molecule: messenger RNA, 663 nt
Organism: Entrophospora sp. SA101
Lineage: Eukaryota; Fungi; Glomeromycota; Glomeromycetes; Entrophosporales; Entrophosporaceae
Source: the annotation of a GenBank genome assembly